Molecule: messenger RNA, 1839 nt
Organism: Wallemia ichthyophaga EXF-994
Lineage: Eukaryota; Fungi; Basidiomycota; Wallemiomycetes; Wallemiales; Wallemiaceae
Product: Eukaryotic translation initiation factor 5A
Exons: 5
Coding region: 1-1839 (612 amino acids)
Biological process (GO): positive regulation of translational termination; positive regulation of translational elongation
Molecular function (GO): translation elongation factor activity; protein heterodimerization activity; ribosome binding
Source: RefSeq, a predicted model, not a curated record
AUGAAUAGAAAUUCUAUAGCCAGUGUCAGCCACAGCUAUUUGAGUCUCAUCGUGCUCAGGAUUCUCGCUGCGAAUGGAUUCAACAGGUCAUCACAGCAAUCCAUCGAGUCUCUCACCCACGUUCUUGAAUGCUUUCUCCUCAAUUUGGCCCAAUCUGCUGCCGAUUACGCCCACAUCGGCAGAAGAUCUGAUGUCUCCACCCACGACGCUGCUUCUGCCGUGCAUGACGCUUUAGGCGAUAACUACUUGGAUAGUCUACACGAUCUCAUUGAAGACUCUCCUCGUCUCCACCUCAACAAGUCUCCCUGGGAGAUUGAAUGCCAAAAGGCUUUAUCCGACCCAGAAUUCGUCGGCUACAACCUCCGCCCAAGAGCCGUGCGCUACGAUUAUGAUAGAGUGCCUGAAUUCCCCACCGCAUCCCUCACUCGCUCUUCAUCCGAUAUGGACAUUGAGGACGACAACGAUUUAUUCGGCCAAUCUGAACAGCAGCAGGAAGCAGUGGAAGUGGAAAAGGAAAUCGAUUGUGAAGAAACUUUCGAUGUCGACGACGCUACCCUCAUUCCACCCAAAAAGCGCUUCAAAGAUGAUGCGCAACUCGUUCCAGCCGGUUUCCCUGAUUUGCCUACGCAGAAUCCACUUGAGGAUCUCCCUGAUGCCGAGGACAUACAUGCCACGCCUCAACUACCAAAAGCGCGCCAACAAGAUGUCACCCAAGACAUCUACGACCCUUACCUCAACCCUAUCCCCUACAACCAAUCGCAGCUAUCGUCGCUGCAUCCAUACACACCCCUCACUGCAGAGAACAGCAAAGAGGGUGCUGACAGUGUAUCCGAAGCUGAUUUCCUCGCUUUACUCCUCAAUGCACAUUCGAGUGCUGCUCAAAUACCCCAACUUAACAAAUCGAAUGGCAAGAAUGUACAGAGGGAGAGAGUGGGCACGCUGUUAUCGGCAGUGACGUUGAGUGAUUUCAGUGCAGCUGAUUCGCUUUACGGAAUGUUCCCAGCAGCUGGUUUGAAAACACAAGCCACUGCACCCGCACCCUCACACUACCAGUCGAAUAAGGAGAAGGAGAGUAUGGAUAAUUACGCAGAUAAACUCAGACCUGUCGCUGCACUUCCUAGCUCGGCUGUUGCCGCUAAUGCCCUCUUUAAGGCUAGAUCCCCACUCGCUGCUCUAGCUAGAGUACUUCCGAGCGACUUUAAUAGACGUGUGACGAGAAUGAAACACCCUGAAGCCCUUCACGACCCAGCUCACAAACAUAAAUUCACUUAUGGUAGACCGCACUCGGUUCCAGGCAAGGAGAAGGAUGAAAAAGGUCACUUGAUCUACACAUGGGAUCACAAGCUUAAGGAUUGGGGUAAGAUGAGCGACCACGAGGAUCAACCAACUUUCGAAUCAGCUGGUGCCGGUGCUGCCCAGACUUACCCAGCCCAAUGCUCUUCAUUGAGAAAGAACGGCCACGUCGUCAUCAAGGGCAUGCCUUGUAAGAUUGUUGAUAUGAGCACUUCCAAGACUGGAAAGCACGGUCACGCAAAGGUCAACCUUACUGCCUUGGAUAUCUUCACCGGCAAGAAAUACGAGGAUGUCUCACCAUCCACCCACAACAUGGACGUUCCAAACGUCAAGAGAACUGAGUUCCAAUUGGUCGACGUCGACGACGGUUUCCUCAGCUUGCUCAUGCCAAACGGCGAUUCCAAGGACGACGUCAAGGUCCCAGAGGGUGAAUUGGGUGAAAAACUUGAGAAGGACUUCAAGGAUGGCAAGGAUCUCAUGGUCUCCAUCCUCUCCGCUAUGGAUAGAGAAUCUUGUGUUGGCUACAAGGAGGCGCCACAAAACUAG